AUGACUCCAAUUGUACUGCCCGAUUUUGAUCUCGUCAAAAUCUCACCAACACUUAUCAACGCUCCAUACCCAGCCGGUUGGUGGGACGAAUUACACGUGCGAUUGACGUUCGAACGACGAUACAUAUGGUAUUUCAUGCAAGCCUACCUUCCUACCUACCUCACCAUAUUCAUCAGUUGGAUUUCAUUCUCAUUGGGGCCACGAGCGAUUCCGGCACGAACGAUGCUCGGCGUGAACGCGCUGUUGGCGAUGAUCUUUCAAUUCGGCAACAUCAUGCGAAAUCUUCCCAGAGUGUCCUAUAUCAAGGCCAUUGACGUCUGGAUGCUGAUGUCGAUGACGUUCGUUUUCUGUAGCCUGCUCGAAUUGGCCAUCGUCGGGUAUAAGGUGAAAAACGAGGAAAUAUUGAAGAAACGCGGCUAUGUUCCGAAAAAGACCGCUAAUCACCAUGUGAACAUGUUCGAAUCGUCGCCGGCUGGAUUAUGUCGGUACGAGAAACGAUUUGUGUUGCCGAUGGAACGAAGUGGCCUCGGUUGGACCCUG
Messenger RNA from Ostertagia ostertagi, 540 nucleotides. NCBI's taxonomy places the organism in Eukaryota, Metazoa, Nematoda, Chromadorea, Rhabditida, Trichostrongylidae. The record is from the annotation of a GenBank genome assembly.